CUCUCCCCAUGCAGCCGCAGCAGCUUGCAUUCGCGAUUGCCAGUGGAUGCGAGUGCCUGGCUGACAGGUCGCUUCCAUGUGAUCCCGCCGCUCGAUGGGUUACAAACGGUUGCGUCGUCGUGAUCCCCCGUCUACUUCGUCGAUUCGUCGUGGAGCAGAGGUCAGCAGCAUGACGAGGCAUCGAUGAGAGUGGUCGCGGAUUGGCUUGGACAUUCCCUUGGGGUCUGAUCGUACGGUGGGUGGCGGCAUGCUGCUCAACGGCGUCAUCGGCCGCGGGGUGUCCGGCGGCGGCGGCGUGAUGGCCGGCGGCAAGACGUCCCUGCUCGAGCACCGCGUCACGCUGCUCGUGUCCUUCGCGCUGCUCACCUACUUCCUGUGGAUGGACGUGGCGCUGUACCACCGCAUACAGAGCCUGCAGCUGGUCGGACCCUCGCCCACGCCGGCGCCCUCGAGCCUCUUCUCGCCCUUCACCGGCCUCUCGGUCAAGAUGAUGAUGCUGGACCAGGUCAACAACUACAUCCACGCGCCCCUGGCCAACCUCUUCGACCGGGUGACGCGGUUCACAGAGGUCUUCUACUUCAUCACGCCAAACAUGAUCAGCGUGGCGGGCGUGGUCAGCGCUUUGGCCGCCGCCAAGGUGGUGACCGCCGAGAGCCUGGCCAUGCAGCGGCUCGCCGUGCUCUUGAUGACGCUACGAACAUUCCUGGAUGCCUUCGACGGACAGGUUGCCCGUUCUCGCAUGGGCAUCGUGCGGCUCAUGUCUAUGCGGCAGACGUCGGGCUACAUGGUGGACGGCGUGGCCGACACCAUCGGCUUCGCCGCCUUCCUGGCCGGAUGCUUCCUGCACUUGCGUCGCCGGCUGCUCUCGUCCAAGCACUACCUGCCCAUGGUGCAGCUCGAGGGCGUCGACAAGUCUCUGCCCAAUGGCGGUUCGUCUUUCUCGGUGAUUCAGCACCCAGCCAAGAAGAUAAUGGUCGUGGUGCUCUGUUUUGGUGCCCAGAUGGCCAUCAGUUGCUUCUUCUGGGACCGCUACAUCAACGAAUAUCACAUACUACUGGAGACACCCGGCUCCAGAAAAGAGGCUGCUCAAACAGAGGUGCUGCGUUCUUCCAUGAUGUGGAUCAUUAUGUGGUUCUGGCGCAUCGCCAAUGCUCAUGCGCUGAUGCAAAUGUUCCUCUUUGCAAUCUUCAUCAAUCGUAUGUGGGAGUUCCUGCUGUGGAUUCAAUACAUUGGAUUUGCGGUGCUCGGGACUCUGGUGGUCUUCACAGAAUUUCAUUUAAGGACUAUCCGGAGCUACCUAUUAUGAAAAAAGCAUGCGGGUGCAUGGAAGAGGAGAGGCAGUUCAACACGAAGACCUAGUCGCCAUUCACUAGACGCGUUCCACAACACAUUUGCAGCGGACAGGACUCGAGGCAGCUGUCUUCACACCCCCCACUCUCCUCCCUUGGAUGCUUUCCGCACCUUUCUUCAUCCUUUUUCUUCAGUGGUGCUUAUUUUUCUAUGCUGCGAGAAGCAGUGUUAGUUUGGUGCUGCACUCGGACGCAUUGAUUGCAAGCGCCAGCGUUGGGAGUGACAUUUCAAA
Rhipicephalus sanguineus (brown dog tick) is the source of this 1582-nucleotide messenger RNA. It is a transcript of the gene Cpes, whose product is annotated as ceramide phosphoethanolamine synthase. The record is from RefSeq and is a predicted model, not a curated record. The coding region runs from base 248 to 1306 and encodes 352 amino acids. The transcript has 9 exons. NCBI's taxonomy places the organism in Eukaryota, Metazoa, Arthropoda, Arachnida, Ixodida, Ixodidae.